AUGAUGUUUUCAGGUGACGGAUUUCUGACGGAUAAAACUUCAACUAAUACAAAUCAAAGUCAAACACAUGUCUUUACAUCUUUUCCAAAUUCUGCUAUGGAUCCCGAUGAUGAACGUUUUGGAAAUCAAUCUAUGAAUUCAAAUAAUGUAGAAAGAAAUUUACUUCCAUUGCCAGCUACUGCAAAUGAAGAAAAAUCUGAACAGCUUCAUGUAUGGCAAAUUGAAUAUUAUCAAAAAUAUUUUCAAAUUGAUACACAACAAGUCCUUGAACGUUUAGUUGGUUCUGUAACACCACGACCAAAUAAAUCAUAUUUUGAAUCAACGAUUAGACAAAAUCCUGAUUUAUAUGGUCCAUUUUGGGUUUGUGUUACUUUUAUAUUAACAGUAGCAAUCAGUGGAAAUAUAGUGAAUUAUUUUCAUCUGCCUGAUGUUGAAUUUCAAAUUGAUUUUUCUCGAAUAACUUUAUCAGCAAUUCUUGUUUGCCUCUAUUGGUGGUUAAUGCCAACAUUUAUUUAUUUUUUCUUUCGUUGGCAUCUUAAUCGUAUUGAAUAUACAUUCCUUGAAUUACUUUGUAUUUAUGGUUAUAGUUUAACUAUAUUUAUUCCAGUAUCUAUUCUAUGGAUUAUACCAAUUAAUUGGUUACAAUGGACAUUAACAUUAAUUGCAUCAUUAAUAAGUGGUAGUGUUUUAGUUGUUACAUUUUGGCCAACAAUUAAUUCGGAUUAUAAACGUUUUAGUGCUGUAUCAAUGUUAGUCGUUCUUUUAGCACAUUUAUUAAUGGCAAUUUGUAUUAUGUUUGUUUUCUUUCAUAUAUCUGAUAAUAAUUUUAAACCAAAAGUAGAAACAACAACAAUUUUAACAACAAUUCGAUCUUCAUCUCCGUUAUCAUCAACAACAACAACAACCACAAAAGGUUAA
Adineta steineri is the source of this 918-nucleotide messenger RNA. The record is from the annotation of a GenBank genome assembly. NCBI's taxonomy places the organism in Eukaryota, Metazoa, Rotifera, Eurotatoria, Adinetida, Adinetidae.